Molecule: messenger RNA, 1620 nt
Organism: Entamoeba dispar SAW760
Lineage: Eukaryota; Evosea; Mastigamoebida; Endamoebidae
Product: hydroxylamine reductase, putative
Exons: 1
Coding region: 1-1620 (539 amino acids)
Biological process (GO): response to hydrogen peroxide
Cellular component (GO): cytoplasm
Molecular function (GO): hydroxylamine reductase activity; iron-sulfur cluster binding; peroxidase activity
Source: RefSeq, a predicted model, not a curated record
AUGGAGAAGAUGUUCUGUAAUCAAUGUGAACAAACAGCUAAAGGUACUGGCUGUACGGUUUGUGGUGUUUGUACUAAAGAACCUAUUGUUUCUAAUACUAUGGAUGUACUCAUUUAUGCCCUUCGUAUGAACGCUCUUAUUGCUUUAAAAGCAAAGAAAAAUGGGAUUAAAGUAGAUAAUGAAUAUCAUGUCCUUACUUGUUCAGCGUUGUUCUCUACUUUGACUAAUGUUAACUUUAGUGAAAAAGAUAUUUCACAUUUUGUUGAACAAGUUUUUAUUCAACGUAAGAAAUUAAUGGAAAAAUUACCAAAAAGUGAGUUAAAUGGAGUAGAAGAUGUUGAAGAUGUUGCUCAUUAUAUUGAAACUCAUAUGUCAGACAAAAGACCAAACAAAUGGACUGACAACCAAGAUAUUCAAAGUUUAAUGCAAACAAUUGUCUUUGGAUUAAAAGGAAUCUGUGCUUAUGCAUGUCAUGCACACUUAUUGAAAAAAGAUAAUGUCCAAAUCUUUGAAUUUAUCCAAGUUGCAUUAGCCGCUGGUUAUGAUGGUAAAGAAAGGACAUUAGAAGAUUGGAUUCAUUUAACAUUAGAAGUUGGUAAAUGGUCACUUGAAACAAUGAAAUUAUUAGAUGAAGCAAAUAAUACUCUUGGACAUCCAGAACCAACAGAGGUAUUAAUUGGACAUAAGGCUGGAAAAUGCAUAUUGGUUACUGGACAUGAUUUGCAUGAUUUAGACUUAUUACUUAAACAAACUGAAGGUAAAGGAAUUAAUGUUUACACACACGGAGAAAUGCUUCCUGCACAUGGAUAUCCGUUAUUAAAGAAAUAUAAACAUCUUGUUGGUCAUUUUGGAACUGCUUGGCAAAAUCAACAAAAAGAAUUCCCAACAUUUCCUGGUGCUAUUCUAUUUACUACUAACUGUUUAAUGAAACCAUUACCUAGUUAUAAGGAUAGAGUAUUCACUACGAAUGAAGUUGGGUUUAAUGGUUUAGUUCAUAUUGGAAAUGAUAAAGACUUUACUCCAGUUAUUCAGAAGGCAUUAGAAAUGGAAGGGUUUAUUGAUGAUUUGAAAGAAGAUACUGUAACUACUGGAUUCAGUCAUCACGCUAUCCUUGAAGAAAAAACAGCAAAUAAAUUAGUUUCAUUAAUCAAAGAAGGUAAGAUUAAAAAUAUUUUUGUUGUUGGAGGUUGUGAUGGAGCUAAGGCAGGAAGAAAUUAUUAUACUGAACUUGUUCAAAAGAUUCCAAAGGACAGUAUUAUAUUGACUUGUGCUUGUGGUAAAUUUAGAUUUUUUAGAGAAAAACUUGGAGAUAUUGAAGGAAUUCCAAGACUUCUCGACCUUGGACAAUGCAAUGAUAGUUAUUCUGCAAUUGUUGUUGCUUUGAAAUUGGCUGAAAUAUUUAAAUGUGAAGUAAAUGAACUUCCAUUACACCUUAUUCUCUCGUGGUAUGAACAAAAGGCAGUUGCUGUUUUAUUAGCAUUAUUAUAUCUUGGAAUUAAGAAUAUUAGAAUUGGACCAACAGCACCUGCAUUCUUAACACCUGGAGUGUUUAAGUAUCUUCAUGACAAUUUGAAUUUAAUGAUGACUACCACACCUGAUAAUGAUCUUGCUAACUUAUAA